Molecule: messenger RNA, 945 nt
Organism: Jaminaea rosea
Lineage: Eukaryota; Fungi; Basidiomycota; Exobasidiomycetes; Microstromatales
Exons: 1
Coding region: 1-945 (314 amino acids)
Biological process (GO): tRNA-type intron splice site recognition and cleavage; tRNA splicing, via endonucleolytic cleavage and ligation
Cellular component (GO): tRNA-intron endonuclease complex
Molecular function (GO): nucleic acid binding; tRNA-intron lyase activity
Source: RefSeq, a predicted model, not a curated record
AUGGCCGUCGCCGGUCCAUCAUCAUCCAAGGCCACGCCACGUCGCGUCCCCAUCUCGAUCCUCCCGCCCUCUUCUCCAGGCAGCGACCCCAUCUCCCUCGUCUGGUCCCCAAACGACGUCCUCUACCUGCGCUCGCAGCACCGGAUCAUGGGCAUCCUCACGGGCUCCCUGCCCCUCCUCCCGCAACAGAAUGCCUACCUUGGCGUGCCGCUACAAUUGAUGCCAGAGGAGGUGCAAUUAUUGCUGAGCAGAGAUGCUGUGGUGCUGGUAGACGACGAGGAGGCGCAUGCAAUGGGGCCUAGCAGGGAAGAGUGGCAGAGGUGGAGCGGCGAGAGGGAGAAAGAGCGCAGGGAGGAGAGAAGGCAAAGCGCCAUUCAGGCACGAGAGCAUCGCAUUGCAUUCGAAGAGGCAUUGAAGAAGGGCAAGGGGGCAAAGGCAGCAAAGCAGGAUGCAGCAGAAGCUGGAGGGAGCACACCCGCAGUAGCAGAGCCAACCGAAGAGGAGUUGCGUCUUAUCGCCUACAGUCACAUCACGGCAGGUGCCUCUGACGAUCUCCCCUGGUACUCUGGGCCAAACAAGGCAGCACACGAUCGGCUCGUCUCCCUCUACUUCUCUCCCUCCUCCCACACAACUCGCUCCCUCGUCUUCUCCUCCCUCAACUCCCCGCCGUACAACUAUUUCCUCUCUUGCGGGCUGCGCUUCGGCGGAGACUUUGUUGCCUACCCGGGCGAUCCCUUUAGAUACCACUCGCACUAUACGCUUACGGUGCCAAAGGACAGGAACGAGGGGAUCGCGGCGGGGAAGCUGAUUGCGGAUGGAAGGCUGGGAACAGCCGUCAAGAAGGUACACGUGCUCGCGACCAAGGAUGAGCGUGGAGAGGGGAUCGAUGAAGGAGAGGGAAAGCCGAUCUUCUUCAGCUUGACAUGGGCUGGAUUCGGUACUUAG